Messenger RNA from Tauraco erythrolophus (red-crested turaco), 951 nucleotides. NCBI's taxonomy places the organism in Eukaryota, Metazoa, Chordata, Aves, Musophagiformes, Musophagidae. The record is from RefSeq and is a predicted model, not a curated record.
UGUGGUUCUGCCCUGCUGACGCUUGGCUUUGCCUCCCCCAGGCUCCCUAUUUAAUCUACGUUGAAGUACUUGAAUGUGACAAUUUCGACACAGCGAAUGUGCCCGCUCAUCCCGAGAACCGCAUCCGGAGCACGCGCUCGGCCGAGAACCUCCCCGAGUGCGGGAUCACGCACGAGCAGAGGACCAGCAGCUUCACCACCGUCCCCAACUACGACAACGAUCUGCCGGAGAUUCACACCAACAGCUGUGACAACAUCUCCCAGUUCUCCGUGGACAGCAUCACCAGCCAGGAGAGCCGGGAGCCCGUGUUCAUUGCCGCGGGAGAUAUCAGGCGGCGGCUCUCGGAGCAGCUGGCGCACACCCCCACCUCCUUCCGGAGGGACCCCGAGGACCCGUCCGCCGUCGCCCUGAAGGAGCCCUGGCAGGAGAAAUCCAUCUGGGAACAGGAGCGUGUCCCGCUCUGGAUCAAGCCAUACAAAAUCCUCGUCAUCUCCGCCGACAGCGGCAUGAUUGAGCCAGUCGUGAAUGCUGUGUCCAUCCACCAGAUCAAGAAGCAAUCCCUGCUUUCGCUGCUGGAUUAUUUCCUGCAGGAACACGGCAGUUACAACACCGAAUCCUUCCUGACGGCCCAGAGGAAUUUCGUGCAGAGCUGUGCCGGUUACUGCCUGGUGUGUUACCUGCUGCAGGUCAAGGACAGGCACAACGGCAACAUCUUGCUGGACGCGGAUGGACACAUAAUCCACAUCGAUUUUGGGUUCAUCCUCUCCAGUUCCCCCAGGAAUCUUGGCUUUGAGACGUCGGCCUUCAAGCUCACCACGGAGUUUGUGGAUGUGAUGGGCGGGCUGGACGGGGACAUGUUCAACUACUACAAGAUGCUGAUGCUGCAGGGUCUCAUCGCCGCCCGGAAGCACAUGGAUAAAGUCGUGCAGAUCGUGGAGAUCAUGCAGCAAG